Miscanthus lutarioriparius is the source of this 318-nucleotide messenger RNA. Lineage: Eukaryota; Viridiplantae; Streptophyta; Magnoliopsida; Poales; Poaceae. The record is from the annotation of a GenBank genome assembly.
AUGGCUCCGGUGGCGCGCGGCCCCUCGGCCGGCCGAUCGAGACGACACUGUGGUCGAUCGAGUGGGGGCAUCGCGGAGCUGGUGAACCAUCCGGCGAUCCAGUCCAAGCUCCGGGAGGAGCUGGCCUCGGUGCUGGGCGCCGGCGUGCCUGUGACGGAGCCGGACCUCGAGCGCCUCCCCUACCUCCAGGCCACCGUCAAGGAGACGCUCCGCCUGCGCAUGGCCAUCCCGCUGCUGGUGCCCCACAUGAACCUCAACGACGGCAAGCUCGCCGGCUACGACAUCCCCGCCGAGUCCAAGAUCCUCGUCAACGCCUGA